AGAAACACUUUUUCAAUUUCAAUACAUACGCCUCAACGAAUAGACAAAUUUUGCAUAAUUUUUUCCAAUAUAUUUUCAAAUAAUAUAAUUAUUUAUAAUAAAUAAAAUCGAUUAAAGUAUUAGAUUAAACACAAGAGAACUGAAAGCCACAAAAUGAUUACCGAAAAGGAUUUAAGAAUUUUUAUCUUUGUACAGGGCACCGAUCGCAAAAGUCUGUAUACGCAGAUUAAGGAGCUGGUGAAGACCGCGCAGGAAAUGGCCGAAAGGGAAUUGAACCAACGCCGUGAGCGGUUGCGCGUUAUGCUCGAGCACGAGGAUAAAAUCUACGAAGAGGAAUUCGCUAACAAGGUCAAGUCGCGCAUUGACGAGGACAUACAGCAUCGCAAAGACGCUCUGUUCAAUAUAAAGGAGGAACGCAAGCGCGUGGAGAAAGAGUCACUGGAGCGCAAGACGAUACAGCAACAGUUUGAGUGUUGCUAUGAAAUACGCGAAGCAUUGCGUCGCAAAGAAACCUUGCAAACGAAAGAGGUGCAAUUGGAGCAGAUAGUGGAGAAAGAACGCGCACAACGGCGCGAGCGACAAAUGGAUGAGUAUUGGUGUAAGGUACGCGAUGCAGGUGCGCAGCGCUAUGAUCAGCGGCAAGCAGACGAAUUGAAGAAAAAGUGUGACUUGAAGCGCCUUAUGCGUUGCACGUUGGAGCAACAAAUGGAGAUGCAUAAGCAGGAGGAGGAGCAUCAACGUGAACUGAAGCGCGUGGAGGCAAUCGAGCUCAAUAAAGUGUUGGAAGAAAUACGUUUGGAAGAUUUCGAUCGCAAGCGUUUGGGUAUGCCGCAGAAAACGCUCGAUUAUCGCGAAGAGCUGCUCAACAUGAUUGCGGAAAAUAAGGCGAAACGUGAUGCGGAGGAGUGUGAGCGCAUGGAAGAGCAUCGUCAGUUGAUGCGCGAUGUGGCGCGCGAGGAGCAGGAGUACAGCGCCGCUAUGAUGCAGCGCAAGCGCGCAGUAUACAAUGCCACUAUGGAGUAUUUAGAUUACGCGCGUCGCAUGCGCAAGUUGGAGGAGGAUGCGCAGAAUAUGCGUGAUGCGCGCAUUGACGAUUUGUGUCAUGUCGAUAUCUGCACCAAGAGCAAUAUACAAAGAGAGUUACAGCGCAAAGCGGAGAUUGCAGCACUCUGUUAUGCUGAGUUGCGUCGCCAAAUAUGCGAAGAAUAUGAACGACGCCUGCGCGAUAUACAAGAACAGCGCGAACCAAAAAUCAUCGAAAAUCGCUUUGUGCAUCCGGAGAAAACGCGCGCCGAUAUUAUGGCUGAGCGGCGUAAAAUGCGCGAAGGUUUGGAUGAACAGUUGAUUGAAAAUGCGCGCGUACACGCUGAGGAGGAGGCCAAGUACAAUGCGGAUUUGAAAUUAGCUAUUGAUGAUCCGGCGUUCUGUACCGAAUUGGCGCAGAAAUAUUUGAGCGCCGGCAUCGACUAUUUGCCACCGCAUGCCAAUUGGUUGAUUUACGCUUGUACACCGAAGCAAUACGUCGGCAAGCAGUCGGCGGUAGCUGCUGCUGGCGGUGAGCGCAAAGAGGACUCUCCAGACACUUGCAUAAAGCCAUGCGGUUGCAAAGCGCGCACGGACUUGGAGUGCACACAUUACGGUUGGUCGGCGUAUAAGCGUGGCGCAAACGCUGCCGGUAAGCGGCGUCUGGAACUCGAGUCCUGUUGAGCGCAGUUUUUUUUUAAUGUUUUUUAGAAAAUUAUGAAAAACUAAAAAAAUAUGCCUUCAAUUGCAUAAAUAUAUUUUGUAAUUUUAU
Molecule: messenger RNA, 1795 nt
Organism: Zeugodacus cucurbitae (melon fly)
Lineage: Eukaryota; Metazoa; Arthropoda; Insecta; Diptera; Tephritidae
Exons: 1
Coding region: 154-1707 (517 amino acids)
Source: RefSeq, a predicted model, not a curated record